CUAGCCCGGGGCCCCGGUGCCCGCUCCCGCCCCGCGGCCGGCUCUGCCCGCUCUGCCCGCCCGCCCCGGCUCGGCUCGCGUUGCCCGCGCAGCCCGCCCGCCCGCUGGCGCCGCGGCGGCCGGCAGACCCCGCGCUCCCGCCCGGCUCUGCUCGGCUCCGCUCGGUGCGCGCCGCGGCCAUGCAGCGCCGGGGCGCCCUGUUCAGCAUGCCGGGCGGCAGCGGCAGCAGGAAGAUGGCUGCAGGAGACAUCGGCGAGCUGCUGGUGCCUCACAUGCCCACCAUCCGCGUGCCCAGGUCCGGGGACAGGGUCUACAAGAACGAGUGCGCCUUCUCCUACGACUCCCCCAACUCUGAAGGUGGACUCUAUGUAUGCAUGAAUACAUUCUUGGCUUUUGGAAGGGAACAUGUUGAAAGACAUUUUCGAAAAACUGGACAGAGUGUGUACAUGCACCUGAAAAGACAUGUGCGAGAGAAGGUAAGAGGGGCAUCUGGUGGAGCUUUACCAAAAAGGAGGAAUUCCAAGAUUUUUUUAGAUCUAGAUACUGAUGACGAUUUAAAUAGCGACGAUUAUGAAUAUGAAGAUGAAGCCAAACUUGUUAUAUUCCCAGAUCACUAUGAAAUAGCACUACCAAAUAUUGAGGAGUUACCAGCCCUGGUAACAAUUGCCUGUGAUGCAGUUCUCAGCUCAAAAUCUCCAUACAGAAAGCAGGACCCAGACACAUGGGAAAAUGAGUUGCCAGUAUCUAAAUAUGCCAAUAACCUCACCCAGUUGGACAAUGGUGUCAGGAUUCCUCCAAGUGGUUGGAAGUGUGCCAGGUGUGACCUGCGGGAGAACCUCUGGUUGAAUCUGACCGACGGCUCUGUCCUGUGUGGGAAGUGGUUCUUCGACAGCUCUGGGGGUAAUGGGCAUGCGCUGGAGCAUUAUAGAGACAUGGGCUACCCUCUGGCUGUGAAGCUGGGAACCAUCACUCCCGAUGGGGCAGAUGUUUAUUCUUUUCAAGAAGAGGAACCUGUUUUGGAUCCUCAUUUGGCCAAGCACUUAGCGCAUUUUGGAAUUGAUAUGCUUCACAUGCAUGGGACAGAGAAUGGGCUUCGGGACAAUGACAUCAAGCCCAGGGUCAGCGAAUGGGAAGUGAUCCAGGAGUCGGGGACGAAACUGAAGCCCAUGUAUGGCCCCGGGUACACGGGUCUGAAGAACCUGGGGAACAGCUGCUACCUCAGUUCAGUCAUGCAGGCCGUCUUCAGCAUCCCGGAAUUCCAGAGAGCGUAUGUAGGAAACCUUCCAAGAAUAUUUGACUACUCACCCUUAGAUCCAACACAAGAUUUCAACACACAGAUGACUAAGUUAGGACAUGGACUUCUCUCGGGCCAGUAUUCAAAGCCUCCAGUGAAAUCGGAGCUCAUUGAGCAGGUGAUGAAGGAGGAGCACAAGGACGCAGAACUCCCGGUAUUGCUGUGCACAGAGUACAAGCCUCAACAGAACGGGAUCUCUCCACGCAUGUUUAAGGCCUUUGUCAGCAAGAGCCACCCGGAGUUUUCCUCUAACAGACAGCAGGAUGCCCAGGAAUUUUUCUUGCACUUGGUGAAUCUCGUAGAGAGGAACCGCAUCGGCUCAGAAAACCCAAGUGAUGUUUUUCGGUUUUUGGUGGAAGAGCGUAUUCAGUGCUGUCAGACCCGGAAAGUCCGCUACACGGAGAGGGUGGAUUACCUGAUGCAGUUGCCAGUGGCUAUGGAGGCAGCAACCAACAAGGAUGAACUGAUCGCCUAUGAAUUAACAAGAAGGGAAGCAGAAGCAAACAGAAGACCCCUUCCUGAGCUAGUGCGAGCCAAGAUACCCUUCAGUGCCUGCCUUCAGGCCUUUUCUGAACCAGACAAUGUUGACGAUUUUUGGAGCAGUGCCCUACAAGCAAAGUCUGCGGGUGUGAAAACGUCCCGCUUUGCCUCGUUCCCUGAAUACUUGGUAGUGCAGAUAAAGAAGUUCACUUUUGGUCUUGACUGGGUUCCCAAAAAAUUUGACGUUUCUAUUGACAUGCCAGACCUACUUGACAUCAGCCAUCUCCGAGCCAGGGGGUUACAGCCAGGAGAGGAGGAACUUCCGGACAUCAGCCCUCCCAUAGUCAUCCCCGAUGACUCAAAAGAUCGGCUGAUGAACCAACUGAUAGACCCCUCCGACAUCGAUGAGUCGUCAGUGAUGCAGCUGGCUGAGAUGGGCUUCCCUCUGGAAGCGUGUCGGAAGGCUGUGUACUUCACUGGAAACAUGGGAGCCGAGGUGGCCUUCAACUGGAUCAUUGUUCACAUGGAAGAGCCAGAUUUUGCUGAACCACUGACCAUCCCUGGUUAUGGAGGAGCAGCAUCUGCUGGAGCCUCUGUAUUUGGUGCUACUGGAUUGGACAACCAGCCUCCAGAGGAAAUCGUAGCUAUCAUCACCUCUAUGGGAUUCCAGCGAAAUCAGGCUGUGCAGGCUCUACGAGCAACAAAUAAUAACCUGGAAAGAGCACUGGACUGGAUCUUUAGCCACCCUGAGUUUGAAGAGGACAGUGACUUCGUGAUCGAGAUGGAGAAUAACGCCAACGCAAACAUUAUUUCUGAGGCCAAGCCUGAAGGACCUAGAGUCAAGGAUGGAUCUGGAAUGUAUGAAUUAUUUGCAUUCAUCAGUCACAUGGGAACAUCUACAAUGAGUGGCCAUUAUGUUUGCCAUAUAAAGAAGGAAGGAAGAUGGGUGAUCUACAAUGACCACAAAGUUUGUGCCUCAGAAAGGCCCCCAAAAGACCUGGGCUACCUGUACUUUUACCGCAGGAUACCAAGCUAAACACAUAUGAAUUGGCGAGAAGAAGCCAUAACGCCUUUUUAAUUUGCCAAAAAGAGAAAAAAAAAAAAAAAAAGAAAGAAAGAAAAAAAUUUGGGACAAGCCAACAUGAAGGAAUACAUGGGGUAUUUAUAGUUUAUUCAAAGAGCACGAUCAUUUGGCACCUUCUAAAAUAGAAUUGGGAAGAAAUUUCUAUUAGUGAUGUUACUCUAUUGUAGAUAGUUUUUAUAAAUGUUCAAGGAGAGGGUGAUAUAAACAAAGGUCAUUCACAUUGCUGAUGUGGCAUCUGCCAUCAGCAUAUCAAAACUGGGGAUGUGCCCCCAGCCCUCUGUUUUGCUUUGGGGGUCAAGAGGUAGUGGCCUCCAGAGAAAUCAAUCAAUGAGGCCAUGGUGUGGCCUCACCUACAGUAAAUAAAAAGCCCACAUUUUGUUUCAUAUAGAAAAUCAGCAAGUGGGCUGGGCUUUACUUGUGGCAUAGUCUUUUUCAUUACGCACAAUAAUUUCUGACCUAUCCAUGUAUAAUAGAACAUCCACAGUGAAAGAUAUUUUUAAUUUCAAUCAUAUCAAAAUUCAUAAUAUGACUGUAUGAAUGUGUGUGAGUGAGCGAGAGUGUGCGACCUUUAUAGUCCACUAGGAAAUCUGUGAUGGGUUGGCUUUUAAAGGCUAAAUAGUUGGUAUUAAGCAUAUCUGGAAAAGGCAAGUAAAUAUUUUGACAAAUCUAUAACUCAGGAACAGUUAAAAAAUUUAAUUCCCCACUUAGAUUUUAAGGAGUAAAAAGGGCUGAGUUAUCCCCUUUAAGUGUAGUCAAGAAUUCACUUGGGGUUGUGACAUUUGGUGGCAUAAUGCCCCAUGUCCACAGGAGCCUAAGAGUGAACUUUGCUAAAGGUGGAUGAAUUCUCUUUCUUAGCAGCCCAUUCCUCCAAAGGUAUAGUGUUUAUUUUGAGUUAGAAUAGCUACCUUCUUCUUAUACCACAUGAAAAUUCCCUGGAAUCAUGUUAAAUGCCCCAGAUUUGUCUGUCAUUCUCUUGUCUCUGAACUCUUUGCCUGCCUCCAUGUCCAUGUUUUUCUGGGGCCAGUCUCGUUUCUGCCCUGUUUUGGUUUAUCACCUCAUGACUUGCCCUCGCUGCUUAUCAGCUGUGACUGACAAUGUGAUCUUGGGCACUUGAAGGAUUUCAGAUACAAAGAAACUUAACAUGUCAUUGUAAAAGGCCACCCUUUCCAUUUUGAUUAAGUAUUUUAGGUGCAACCUGGGAUUAAAUCAGAGUUUCUAAUGUGAUACACAGAGGGAUAAUUUUCCUACUGCUUUGUACCAAAUCCCAGAGUCUCUGGAGUUUCUAUUUCAGAUUAUUCAGUCAGAUGAUAAAGGAUUUAUUGCUGUCCUCUUCACUUGUAUUUGUUCAAUCGAAAGGAUCUUUCUAGAAACUGUAGGAAAAUAAAGCAGAACCAAUUGGGGGAAAUGAAGCAGAGAUGAGUCUGGAGCCAUAAGGAUUGGUGGUAGUUGGGCCCUGUCUCACAGGAGGUCAUGUACACCAUGUGAGCGAGGGAUGCAGGCUGGAGGCCUAUGGCCUACAGACCCGGGUGCUGUCCUGACUGGUGUGGGCAAGGCCCCUCUUCCUCCUCGUACCUCACUCUCCUCGUCUGCACAAUGGUGGGUGAUACCUGCCCUCCCUUUCCAGUUGUGCUGUGAGGCUCUGAUGAGAUUUGAGCCUGCACAGGUAGAAGGGUGUCCCACAGUGGGUCCCAGUAGAGCAUGCUCCCUGCCUUGUGAGAUUGGCAGAAGGAGGGGAGCUCAUGGUGCAGUCCUCCUCUACGACACUGUGCCCACUGGUGUCACCUUCUGGUGUUGACUCAGAGGUCCUGAAGCAGACCCAUUCUCUGGCUCAGGUCCCUGACUCUGGUGGAAACCCUUACACGAAGCAGCCUUACAAAAUCCAGUGCCCUUAGGGCCAAGUAUGGUGAAUAAUGACUCCAAACACAAAUCAAAAAUGGCUUGUUUUCAACAAUGUUGCAAAGCAAAGGCCUUUUGGGGCAGCAGGGGGAGAAAUGGAGGUUUGGUUCGCCAUGUGGACAAAGACAGUAUGUAUAUUUUGAACGAACUAAAAUUUUUGUAAUAGAACUUUCCAAAAUUAAUGGUAUAAAAUCUGUACUUAAGAUUACAGGCUAUAAAUUAUUUAAUUUCCCUAGGUAGAAAACGUCAUUUAGCCCUUUUGAUGCCUAAAACAUACUGUAAGAAAGUGUACUACGGCUGCCUUUUUUCCUGUCUCGUGAAACAAAGGGCUAUUUCUACAAGGCAAAGUUUUGUAUAUGUGCUAUUCUCUAUUUCAGAUCUAGACUUGGAGAAAACUGGAGGAAACAAUGGAUUUCUUUCCUGUUUAAGAAAAUGUAUUUAUAUGUAUCUCUUAAUAUAUAUAAGCAGGUUCCCUGGAAUAAAAGUCUGGAAUGUACUGCUUAGUUUUACACAUAGAUGUAGAUGAGAUUAUUUGUGACUGAAAACUGGAAUAAUGUGUGGGUUGUGUCACCUGAUCAGCCUGUUAAGAGUCCUCUGUGUGAGGCUUGAUGGUAUAAUUGUGAAGUUCUCACUGAAUGUAGGUGUCUAUGUGAAAGACAGCUCUUUCUUCCUGUAAAUACCUUUUGAUAUCUUUGUGUAGAAUCCCAAUGAAUGUGUCUUUGGAAAAUGUAAUGUAUCAACAUUUUUAAUUUUGUUCAUUGAUCUAAAUGCCCAAAUAAUUAAUCAAAAGUCCAGUUUGGUUCAGAUUGGGAUUUUCCUUUUAAAGUAAAUAUAUAUAUACAGAGAAAAUUAUGGGAAGAAUCAUGUUUUAAUGCCGUUUUACAUCAAUGUUGUUUCAGUAUUUUUGAAAUGACUAGUUCGUUUUCUCAAACCUACAAGAGAAUGUGCCUGCCAUUUCCCCAUUGCUCCCUCUGGGCUCCCUGCACCAUUUACUCCCUUUACCUGAGCCAGAGCCUCACCUGCAGGCCACAGAGAGAACACCCGGGUUUGUGUCCCAACUCUGCUUCUGUAUCUGUUAGGACUGGGUCAUUUGACCUCUCUGGGUCUUCAUCUUUUAAAUGGCCAGAAAAACUCACAAGUCCCUUCCUGCCCUAACAUGCUGUUCUGUUUUUAUUUUCCUGUGAUCACUACCAGAAUCAGACUUAUGAAAUGUGGGGAUCACUUAGAGUUUUCGAUGUUAGUUUUUGGAUUAUUACAAUUUAUACACCCAAUUGUAGGACCUGUGUCAUUUUUAGGGUUCCCACCCCAUUUCUAUUCCUGCUCUACUUUCUUUUCUCUGGUAACUAUCUCAUUUUUUCCCCACUCUUGAAACUCAGAAUUUUCCAGUCUGUAAGGCACUUUGCUCAAAACAAAAGCGAUCCAUUUAAAACGCCUUCUUGGAAAAGCACCAGAAUGACCUUUAGUUAAACCCAUAACAUUUGCAGGAUAUUUUAAACUUCCGAUUUGGUUAUAGAUUGCUAUGAUCUCCAUAUGGGUGCUGAAAAAGGUGUCUAUCCAAGAAAGAAUGUCAUUUGCCUUACACAGGCAUCACUGUUGUUAAAUCUCAGAGUCCAGGCUAUCUGUGGGGAGAUGACUGGAACCAGGAGCAGGACCAGGGGAUGGGAUUAGAUGAAAAUGUGAUUUUUAUCCCUUAGGUAAAAAAUCACAGGCCACAGAAGGUUCUGAACUCCUGUGUUGAUUUAUACAAUUGUCUACACAGUGUAAUAGCGAUUUUCUACUCAACGAAUUGUCCUGAAAGAGUUUGCAUAAAAUUCUCUAGAUAUAUGCUUUUCAUUCAGCACAGUAGCCACAUGUGUCAAAUGACCCUUGGAAUUUGGCCUGUUCAAAUUGAGAUUGUGCUGUGCACAUAAAAUGCAGCACCAGAUCUUGAAGGCUUCAUACCCCAGAAAAAGAAUAUAAAUAUUUCAUCAAUACUUUGUUGAUUACAAAUAUUAUGUUGACUAUAUUGAUUAAAUAAAAUGUUAAAUAUUAAAAUUACUCUCACCAAUUUUAGUCUGUUUUUUAAUGUGGCUAGUGAAAAAUUUUAAAUUAGACGUAUGUUGUAAUGUUGCAAUUCUGUUAGGCAGUGUUGCUCUAAACUUCCAUGGUGUGAGAUAGGCAAUGACAUACAAUAGGUAGGAAGGUAAUUCUGCAGAGCAUCAAAAUAGAAGUGACACAAAUAUUUUUGCUGUAGUCAGGAGCACUGUGAGACACAGAACAUCUUCCAGAAUGUUCUGCCCCUCCACCACAUAUACAAAAGCAAGCAAGCCCUGAGCUGCCUUCUUUGAGCUUUGUCUAGAAGCUGCUACCUUUGUACUUAUUUUUCUAGCAUCUACCAGGUGCCAAGGAUGUUAGCCACAUGAGGGUGUUGGGCAUAUUGGUUUCACCUUAGGCAACAUUCUCUUGUGGUUACCCUCCCCAGGUCUUGUUUAGUCUGUUCAAAGCUGGGCGUGGUGAAAUGCUGUGCGAAUCUUGCCGCUCCAUGUGCUGUUUCUCCUGGCCUGGGCAGAGACUGAAGUUCAUCAUGUCCUGUGCCCACCUGCCCAGCAGGUUUUGAUGUUGGUUGCUGAAAGAGUUUGUAUUUAUUUUAUUUUGCACUGGUCACAGUUGUUGUUUAAACUCUCUCAAAUGUUUUGGGAGAGUAUUUGCCUGUGAUGGAAAGAGAUGGAUGAUUUAUUGCUUCGAUUGUUUUAAAUUAAAAGCUAUUCUCACAAUCUGA
Molecule: messenger RNA, 7512 nt
Organism: Sciurus carolinensis (gray squirrel)
Lineage: Eukaryota; Metazoa; Chordata; Mammalia; Rodentia; Sciuridae
Gene: Usp13
Product: ubiquitin specific peptidase 13
Exons: 22
Coding region: 180-2810 (876 amino acids)
Biological process (GO): protein deubiquitination
Molecular function (GO): zinc ion binding; protein binding; cysteine-type deubiquitinase activity
Source: RefSeq, a predicted model, not a curated record